This is a messenger RNA of Ctenocephalides felis (cat flea), 4215 nucleotides long. Its product is annotated as dentin sialophosphoprotein-like. The record is from RefSeq and is a predicted model, not a curated record. Gene Ontology annotation, molecular function: protein binding. NCBI's taxonomy places the organism in Eukaryota, Metazoa, Arthropoda, Insecta, Siphonaptera, Pulicidae. The transcript has 8 exons. Bases 22 to 4215 code for a protein of 1397 amino acids.
UUGGAGACUGGAAGCACCUCCAUGAACAGCAUUAGAGAGCGUUCCAGUUGUGAAGCCUCCUGUGUCGAUUCUGCCGACACUUACAAUUUGACUGAGAUUGAAGAUGAAGAUACAUGUGAAUAUCUGCAAAGGAGACAGUCUGAUGUUCUCUUGUACAAUAAUGAUGUAGAUGUAGAUGAUGAGGUGUACUCCAGACGUUAUGCUAAUAAAUGUGAUGAAUACUCAGGUCGGCCGAGUGGUACCAAGGCUACCAGUUCAGGAAAGUCGACACCUAGACAUAAACCUAUGGAGCUUGUUGUGUCCCACAGUAGUCAAACGUUAGUUUUGAAAUCAUCUAGUCGUGUCAUGUCUGAUGAACAUGAUACUUAUUCCCCGGAGGAGGAUCUUAGUUUUUUACGGCAUGAGCACUCAGCUGAUAUGACACCUGAUGAAUUCAUGAUGGAGGAUGUUAUGUACUUAACGGAUGACCAGAAUAAAAAGUAUGAUCAAAGUUUACAUUCAGUGAUAUCUAAGUCUUCAACUAAAGAAGAGAAGCAGAGACAGAACGAAGAGAUUGUUAAUUUGGAAUCUUCGUCGAUUUCCUCUGAAACUGGAUCGUGGGAGAGCGUUUUUCCUAUGAGGAGCAACCAAGAAGCUAGAGAAAUGUGUGCGACGUUUCUUAUGAACGAGAAAGAUUUUUGCUCACGAGAUGGCAAAAUAAAAGUUAAUACAGGUUAUAGAUCCUAUCCUGUGUCAAGACACUCCACGCCUGUUAAACAUAAUGCUUGUUUUAUAGACGCAGCAUCUUUGGUUGAUGAUGUUGACGUUUGGCAUACAAAUUAUGAAGCUGGUACUUCAACAAUUAAACCGACAUCAUUAAACUUCAAUCACUCCAAUCCUAUUAAUAUUUUUAAGCCCGAUAAGUUUCAAAACGAGUUAUCAGUGUCGGAGUCUUUUGAAACUAAAACAAUAAAGAAAAAUAAACACAAAGAUUCAAGUACCUCGGAAUCAAACAGUUAUUCAGAGCGUAAUGGUGUGACAGAGUUUUUCGAACAACAAGAUUUAGAUUUUCAUACUCGGUUUGAAAUGUGUAGGCUGACUGUUGAUAAAAUAAGUUCGGAUACGCCAUCGAGUAGUCCUUUAAACGACCUGCAACAAAAUAAUGAUGAUAUGACCGCAAAGUGUUUGGAUAUUGAAAAUCUUGAAGCCGACUCAACACAAUCUACAACUUCUGACACCAACAAUGAACUGGAAUCCACAAAAGCUAACACAACUUUUACAUUAAACGAUUCAUCAAAUACUGAUGCAUCAGAUGAAGCACCUGUUGUAAUUGAUAAAAACUUUCUCACAGACAAUAUUGUUUUACCUGAUACACCACAUAAUUCGAUAAUCGAAGUUGACUGUAAGGAUUCACCAUAUAAAACCCAAAAGUACUCAGAAGCGUCACCUAUUAUUUCAGGUGGUGCGAGUGUUAAAGAUUUUGUUCCUAAGAUUCGUGCAAGUCCGUUGAUCAGAAAAAAAUUCGACGCUACUCCUAUUUUGUCAGGAGCAUCUGCUGCUUACGAAGUGCAAGAGAAAUUUGAAGAAAAACAAAGAAGAAAGCUGUCGACAAGUUGUGCUUGGAUUGUUGAUGUGAGUGACUGUUCCAGCACUUCUUCUUUGGAUUCGAGAUUGAAUCGUGAAACAUCCAGGCGCGACUCUACGUCUUCACAUAAAUCUUCUUUAGGAUUUUUCGUCGAUUUUAACGAUAAAAAAUCAAAUAGUGACAACUCCAGCGACGAAAGCAAAGGCAGAAGUUCUUCAGAGGAGAAAAGAUCAUUGGGUUAUUUUAUUGACUUAUCUCGUGAAGAACCGGCUAAACCAAAAACACCUCCAUCUGCCGACAAAUCUAUGUUUUCAAUGUUCAUAGAUUUUGGAGAAAAGUGUGUCAAAAGCAUCCCUGAUAGAUUGGCUAUGUCUUUACACCAGAGAGCACGAUCAAAAAGUAUUGCUGUUGAAGUCAAUGGAACAACCAAAUCUAAACAGGGAAUGGCUAGAAGUUUAGGUAGAGACAACACUAACUCUUGCCGAGACGGAAUGUCAACAGGUGAAGCAAAUGGAAAUAAAAAUGGGACAACAACGUUUCUUAGUCUACGUAAUUUGGAUGAUAAGAAAGUUACUAGUUUUCUGGAUAGCAGUGCACAGGAUGGCAAGGCUGAUGGGCUGAUUCAAAUACGUAGAAGAGACAAGAUAAACUUAAAACAAUUGAAAGCGCCUGAAUUUGUUAAGGAACCUCUGGAAAUAAAUCAACAAAAUGGUGAAGCAAAUAUAAAUAAAACCUUAAAUGAAGUUAACGUCACCGUCGUUGAAAAACAAAAACCAGUUGAUCAAGACAAUGUUCCAAUUGUCAAACAACUUGAAGACACUUUACCAAACAUGGACAUCAAUGAAUCAACUAAGCGGCAUUCCUGGAACCUCCCAGAAGCACCAAAACCGCCACAAAGAUUCCACAAACGUGCCCAAAGCGUUUCAGAAAACAGUCUUCCACAAACUUUAAUAAAAUCAAAAGUUGGCUCCACUUAUUCAAUUGAAUCAAACUUGAGCGACUUUUCUGGACGUUCUGGUUUGAGUUCAGGAUCAAGCAGCGGCUACGCUAGAAUGAGCGAUGUUAAUAAAAAACAUAAAAAGGAUUGUAAGAUAAAUGAAACGUUUGAUAAAAGUAGUCCAGGAUCGCAGACUGAAGGUGUGUUGACUGACACUGAUGAAGAUUUGACUUACCAGAACGAGCAGAAUCCUGAUACGGUUGAUGGAAAAGUUGUGGAUGAUACAAAAGUUGUUGAAGCUGCAGUUGUAACCGAGUCUAAACCUGCUCCAAAAAUAGGAUAUACAUUAAACUUGGAUAGUGAUGAAUACUUGAAAAGGAGCAAGGAUAAAGUCAAAACUCCUCAAGGUGUUAAAAUAGGCUACACUUCAAAUUUACCAGAGGAUGAGUCUCCUAACAACAAAGUCAUCAACAACGUUGCCCAUACUAUGGAAACCUUACAAGCCAAGAUAGAAAAACAAAAACAGCUGUUAGCGACUGUUUCAGAAAACACAGAGAUGAAUACGGUGAUGACGGAUUCUGGUAAAUUUGUCAGGUUGUCGGAUUUGGAUAAGCCUUUGCCAAAAGUGGAUCUGGUUAAUGAUAAACUGAUGUCGAGUUCCACAGGUUCGAAUAGGGUUUAUAAAUUAUUUGCUAAUAAUUAUGAGAACAAGUAUUUUAUGUCGAGGUCUAUUGGGAAUCACACUAAUUUGAUCACAUCUGAAGAAAAUUCUAGAAGUCUCAGCAGGCUGUUUCCUCAUUUGAGCAAAGGUUUCAGUAGUAGUUUACCGAAUGGUGUCAAUGUCAACAUGCAUUUUAAUCGUAGUCCUCUGGAACUCGAUGACUUCACCUCAGACAUCAGUGUUGGUUCCAGUUUGAGUUCCAGCAUGGGAAAAUCAGGAAUGGAUCUGAGUGCAGAAGACAGUUUGUCCAGGCAACCACGUCGUCUGGGUGAAGACUUACUGAGAAUGUUUUUGGAAGAAAUAAGUCCAGACGUUUCAAUAGAUGUGUCGGGACGUGUUCUCCGAGCUCACAAAUGCAUUUUGAGAUCAAGAUGUCAAUAUUUUGCUGCCACUCUUGCUGGCAAUGAAGUCGAGACCAGAGGAAAUGUUAUUGUCAUGGACGGUUAUACUUAUGGAGCUGUGCAUUUUGCUUUGUGCCAUAUUUAUUCUGGUGCUACGAGACCACCUGAGGGUAUCAGUUUGCAGGAGCUGGCUUCUCUAGCUGAUCUUUUGGGUCUGGAAGGUUUAAAGGAAGUUACAUCACAUGCUUUGAAGUCGACUUAUUGUCAUAUGUUUCACAAACCCUGCGAUGAGUGCAUAGCAGGAGUGUGCAUGGUGCUGCCUCUUGCGGCUGGUCACGGCCUGGACGAACUGCACGCGCGUUGCGUCCGAUGGCUCUGCAGGCACUUCCUGAGGGUGUGGCCCACCAGGCCUUUUGCUACACUGUCCACGGACUUGAUGGAAAGGGCCAGGAGACACAUCAUUGCACAUCUGAGUCCUGAAAACGUCUUGGGUACAGUUCUGGAUUGUGAAUGCUUGCUAAGCGAACUACCAGAAACACGAUGGGCUACUCGAGUUGAAGCACUUACUUUGUCAUUGUUGGAACAUGCUCAUAUGUUUGUUGCUGAUAAAUUCCCUGCUAUACUAACUGCUAACAGGUGUUAUGGAUGUUAA